CUAGCUCCAUUUCUUAAUCUUGUAGAUUUUCAGUGGAAACUGGGUAUGGCUGUGAGCUCAGACAGUUGCAGAUCACUUAAGUAUCCUUAUGUUGCAGUGAUGCUAAAAGUGGCAGAUCAUUCAGGCCAAGUGAAGAUCAAGUCUUUUGAAAUGACAAUUCCCCAGUUUCAGAAUUUCUACAGACAGUUCAAGGAAAUUGCUGCAAUUAUUGAAACUGUGUGAACACUGAUUACCUGAUUGAUAAAUUGCUGCCAUCGUUCUAAAUUAUGGACUUCACUUUCUGCAAUAUAACUGCAUGAGGAUCAGAAGAUAUUUAUUGAAAGAGAAUUGCACUUUGGUUUUUCCCUUUUUUAAAUAAAAAGAUUAGACAAACAGGACUUAGGUAAGAGGUGAUUGAUGCACUUAUUGAUGUGAAAGUACUAAAAGCCACUGAACUGAACACUUUAUAGGGUGAACUCAGUGAAUUACAUCUCAAUAAAACAAAUAGCUGAAUGGUUGAAAAUACUGAAAAGGAUGCCAUUACCUUAUAGAUUCAAUUUUAUAACAUUCAAUUACUACAAAAACAGUCAGUGAGAAGAAUGAGGCUACUCUUCUCAAACAUUUGGAAUCACGUUAAGAUUGACUGUUUCCUUGUAUUAGCUAAGCAUUCAGUUGUUUCUGUUUUAAUAUUUAUAAAAAGUUCAGAUAAAUGCACAGAGAUAAGUAAGUUUUAUUCUGAGUUCUUUCUAUAUUCAACUGAGUUAACCUGUUAGUAUAAAUUAUUGUUUUAGAUGAUCUCCAUUGAAUUUAAAUUUAUAAGUCAAUUGUUAAAAUAUAAAGGCACAGGAAUAAACACAUGUAGCAUUGCUUAGGAAUAGACAGAUUACUGGAGUACACUAAGUGGCCCAGAAAUAGAGACUUUUCGGACAAGGUUAGUAUUUCCGUUGGGUGGGAAAACAUGAUUAUUUAAUAAAUAAUACUAGCAGUCACAAUGUAUGCAAAAGUAAAUUCCAGAUGGAUUUAUGUCAAAUUGAAAAGAUAAAAAUGAGAAGUUUUAGAGAAUAUUUACGUUAACUAAGGCUUGGGAAGACAGCAACCCAACAGCAAUAAGAGAAAACAUAAAUGUAUUUGAAAAUAAGAAUUAAAUUAUUUGUAGAAAAAUAAUGGGCCAUAAACAAAAACAAAAGACAAAUGCCAAGUUGAUGUAUAAGUCCUUGGUCUGGAAAACAAAUUGCUUUAAAUAUUCUAAAUGGGAAGAGAGUUUUAAACAAGAAAUUAGAUGUUUACUAAACUGUCAAAAAUGCUGAGGGAACGAGUCACAAGAAAUUGCUGGCUUUUGGAAAUCCAGUAGUGCAAGAAUUUCAGGGAAAGCUGCUGCCAGUAAUCUCUCCGCCAUGAAGGAUAUUACUUGGAAGCCAUGGUUCAUGCCCUUUCUGCCAUCUGUCAACAUGCGCUUCAUUGGGUGGAAGUUAAGCUGGGGACCCUGUUAAAACAAAUUUAAUCAACUGACUUUCCUGGGGUUUAGUGCCUACUGAGGGGAGAUUUAGAAGAACGAGAAUAGUGUUGAGUGUUUUUACCCUGCUGGCAAGACUUAAGGUCUUUUUGCAAAGUGGGGUUACACCCCCAUAUCACAUAGAAAUUUCACAGUCCAGGAAUACAUCCUUGGGAAUGAAGCCACCAAUAUAUUUGGCAAAAUUGGCUAAAUGCCAGUCUAUUACCUGUGUUUGGGCCUCUAGAAAGACUGCAUUUCCCAGCCUCCUUUGCUGUUAGUCAGGGAUCCCAUGCUUGGGUUGUAGCCAAUGGAUUUGGGGAAGAAGUGUCUUGAGCCACAUCCAGCCUUCCUCUAAAUCAUUCCUCGUCCCCUUCCAAGCCCUCUCCCAUCCUCGCCGCUGUCAGUGAGGGGCUCUAAGCCAGCGAAAAUGUGAUGGGGAGGGUCCCUGAAGCGCUAGUGGAGGUACACUGUGCAAGAAUGGCCUGACCUGCCUUGGACAGUCGUGUGAGCUAGCAACUUACUGUAAGCUGGUGAGAUUUUUGCAUAACGCAAAAUAGUGUAUGAGGAUUUUUAUUGUGGCAUUUUCAGUGGCAAAAAGCAAGAUGAAACAGCAAAGAAUACCUGUCAGGAAGGAAAAGUUGAAUAAAUUUGGCACUUCAAUCUUAUGGAAUGACAUAUAGCUAAGAUUUGCCUCUGGGAUAUUGUCAAUACUCUACAUAUUGUUAUGGUCUAUAAGAUUUUGUGAAAGUGCAUCCAUACUUUUGAACACAAUGGAAAAUGAAGAGUGUGGAAGGAGGGCUACCAGGUUGUAAGCACUGGUGCAGGCGGUAUCUAGAGAGGCAAAGGAAGAAAAUUUAAAAAUUGUUUUCUGGUUUUAAGUCCAUGAAAUAUUCGAAAAAAUAUGCAUUACAGUUCUAAAAAUACUUGAAAAUACAUAAUUUUUUAAAAGUAUUUUUUAAGUAUGCUUCUGAAAAGCUCAUGUAGUUUUUUAAUGGUAUAAUGUUUCCUUACUACUUUUAACAAAUGCGUAGUGUUUAUGAUACAAAAUUAUUUGUUAACUGCCUCCUCAAACCAGGAUAGACAAACCUGAAAUACAUUAAACGUAGGCCUCGCUGUGCUUUAGAAAUGGUGACCCCAGCUGGGCCCAACAUUUUGGUUGGCACCACUGUAAAAAAUUUCAUUUCUAUCUCUCCUCUGUGUCCUCUUCUGAUCCUGCACCUUGGAAAUGUAUGUCCUUUUCACACCUGGCAGCAUUUCUGCGGGUCUCUUACGUAAAUCUACUUUCUUUGUCCUCUGCUAGGUAGCACACUGCUGUGAGGAGCUCAAGUCCAAGUUCUGUCCACCUGUAUACUUAGAUCCCACCAGCUUGAGGAGUUAGCCAACUGGUCAUUCAGGCUUAGUAACUGCUAGCAGACAUCCUGUUGGCCCGCCUCUGAUAGUAAGACUGCAUUUACUACUGCAUUUACUCUGGGAGAGUGAGAAGCCAUGUCUCCUCUCUAUCUCUUCUUCCAUCCUGCUGAGCACCAGUUUCAUUGUAUUCCCAGAAAUAACAGUAGAAACCAACCCAACCCCAAUCUGGGUUAAAACAACUUUCUCGCCUUCCCAGACUGUGCAUAGAGUCCCUCCGUCGCCUACCCAUCCCAGUUUAACAUCUUCUGUUCUUCCUUUUGCAUUUGAAAUGUUUAAGGUUAUAUGCAAAGACGCCCAAUGUGAACGGGCUCAAAC
Molecule: messenger RNA, 3196 nt
Organism: Pteronotus mesoamericanus
Lineage: Eukaryota; Metazoa; Chordata; Mammalia; Chiroptera; Mormoopidae
Gene: COMMD6
Product: COMM domain containing 6
Exons: 3
Coding region: 46-222 (58 amino acids)
Molecular function (GO): NF-kappaB binding
Source: RefSeq, a predicted model, not a curated record